Suillus bovinus is the source of this 285-nucleotide messenger RNA. RefSeq lists its product as uncharacterized. Bases 1 to 285 code for a protein of 94 amino acids. The transcript is spliced from 2 exons. The record is from RefSeq and is a predicted model, not a curated record. Lineage: Eukaryota; Fungi; Basidiomycota; Agaricomycetes; Boletales; Suillaceae.
AUGUCUACUUCAUUCUAUCAUACCGAGCUUAGCAGGGCCCUUUCUGAACAAGCCUUCGGGCUGGCUCGGUUUGAAGUAUGCAGAGGCUCCUCGCCUCACGAGGCCACUGCUUCUGUCACUCUGCUAGAGGGCAGAAUUAUACGCAUAACAUUAACUGCUCGCGGGUACCAGCUUGAUGGUGAUCAGAUCUUCGAAUCUAUUGAAGGUCUCUUGCAGGCCGUCAGUGCAGCAUACGAAGGGAGGAGGAGAGACGCUUUAUUUUCGCGGUUGCGAAGCCUAUCAUGA